Messenger RNA from Bactrocera oleae (olive fruit fly), 1046 nucleotides. Its product is annotated as ankyrin repeat and LEM domain-containing protein 1. Gene Ontology annotation, biological process: double-strand break repair via homologous recombination; resolution of meiotic recombination intermediates. Lineage: Eukaryota; Metazoa; Arthropoda; Insecta; Diptera; Tephritidae. Gene Ontology annotation, cellular component: cytoplasm; nucleoplasm. The record is from RefSeq and is a predicted model, not a curated record. Gene Ontology annotation, molecular function: DNA endonuclease activity.
GUUUAAAAUUUACUGUUCGCGAUUGGUCACCCGUUGCGAUAUAUCACUGAAAACUACAUAACGUAAACUGUAGCAAAUCGAAAUUUUAUUAGCUAAUAACAUAUACAUAUAUACCACAAUAGAAGAUCUCAGGUGUAAACUCAGACUCAUGUUUUAUACAAUUCAGAGUUCAUAUAUCAAAUAUGUACUCUUUUCUGACUUUUACCCAAAAAUAUCUUUUAAACUGUUCGUUUUUUAAUUUAUUUAUACACAAUUAGCAUAAUAGAAGUUAGAAUAAUUGGUUAUAUUUAUCAUUGUAACAAAUCGGCUAUGUGUUUAAAAAGAAAAUUUUCUAUGGAAUUACAACGGACAAUUUCUUCCACAAAAGGCUUCCAAUGUAUUCGAAAAUAUGAGAAAUUCGAAAGCCUAUCCACAAAAUAUUUUAACUCUAGCCCAAAUUUGAGCAAUAAAAAGAAACGGGGUUUAAAACAGUGUUAUCUAUAUUUUUUAAUCGAUCCUCGGAUAUCUCGUAACCUUCCAGUCAGUGCUAAAGGUCUUAAUGAACUUGAAAUCUGGCAGCAGUUCUUGAAUUCGAUUUUCUACGUAGGAAAAGCAAAAUCGACGCGCCCAUAUUCACAUUUAUAUAACGCUAUGAAAAAAUACAACAAACAGGUUACGAUUGCAGAGGAAUCUGAUGAUAAAGGCGGACUUCUAAAUCCGAUUGUAACCGACAUUCAAAUGAUUAAAUACGGUAAGGUAGAUCAUAUAGUCGAUAUUUGGAGAAAUGGGUUUGGUGUCGUUAAUCUACAUGUGUUCCACAAUAUCUUGCCAUAUGAAGCAUACACUCGAGAGGCCGCCGUCAUAGAUGCAAUAAGUCUUCCUAAUUUAACAAAUCAAUCAAGGAAAUGGACGGCGAAAGGAAGAAAAAGUCUAGGAAUAGCUUUGCUUUAUAGGGCCAUGAAAAUAUUCUUGUCUGAAGGCGAAAUUCAGUUAUAUCCUUUUGAUUUAGCUUAAUUAUAAAUUUCGACUGUAAAAAUAUAUAUUUAAAAUUUUUAACUCUAUUAAAA